GGCGGAAUAGCCCGUUGGAGGCAUUUAAAAUAAGCCAAUCACUGUCUUGCUUUUGCUCUCUCGACGAAUCAGAGACCGCCAGCUGGGCAGGCCCUGGUGUUCCAGGUUAAACGCGGUGCAGUAGAACUCUUUAAACCAGGAUGAAGGCUCGGUCAUCCUCCCCGGUCCAUGUGCACGUCGAUGAGACAGCUCCUGUUCGCAUUCAUGUGCAUCGGAGUCAGUCCUUACCUUCCUCCAUGGAGAUGGAACAGCUUGCACUGACUUCAGUGCCUGAUUAUGGGAGCGCUGGUACGAGGAAAAAAGCAGCCAUAACCAUCAACAAGGAUGAGACAUUCCAUACGUCCAGAGAGAAAAGCACGAAGAAAUCAAACUUACCGCAGAAGCCAGCAUAUAAGAUCUGGGCGGUUAGCCAGUCGGACGACUUUGACCUUGGAAAGGCCGAAGGAGAGGAGAGUUCAUCUCAUGAUGUUGCCGAUUUUGGCUUUAAGGGACGUCCUUCACCACAUGAUUCUGGGACGGUUGGAGGUGACGCCGCUUUGUUGUCUGGUGGUCUGGACGGCCGAGGAGGGAGGCGGUGUGGAAGCAGGUCCUACUUGAGUCGCUCUCACCUUGACAGGCAUGGUUACGAUAUGAAAGACACACAUCUGCUGCGGACCCUAAUCGACGCCGAGACCGCUGCCGGUGCAGUGGCUGUGCAGCUCGUGUCGUUUAAAGACGUUUUGCCGGAUGGCCUUGAUGAUUCGCGAUUCAAGCACUCAGGUGAGCGGCACCUUUCGCGGGAAAAAAGCCUUUUGCUGGAGAAGCUGGAGAUUUUCAAACGCAUCAACUGGUUGGUCCGUGAGCAGCUGAGAGAGCUGCAGAACCGCGAGGAAAAUCGACUCGAGACCAGCCGGCAAAUAGACAUUUUACUGGAGAAGCUGACAAAGACGGAAUCUGAGAAUCGGAACUUGAAAAGAAACCUCAGCGAGGUGGAGAGCAAGGUGGAGGAACUGACGGAUAUGAGGAAAAGAGAAAUGGAGAAUGUCGGCACCGCACUGCAGCUGUCGAAGUCUGUGGAUGCCACCCGAGCUGUUCUGCAGGGGCAGCUCCGGAGCAAGGAGUCAGAGAACAACAGGCUGUGUGUGCAGCUGCGGAGUCUGGAGAGAGCAAUGGCCGAACGGAAGCUGGAAACGGAGACUAUGAGGGCGGAGAUGACAGCUCUGUCAGAGAAGGCCGCCAGGGAGAAGGAAGCUCUCAAGAAAGCCGUCAGGGCCCAGAAACGGCGGGCAGAACGCUUCGAGUCCGCCAUCGAGAAGUGCUACGGUCAAAUGAGAGAGAAGGACCUGCAGCUGGCGGAGGCCAAUUUGGAGGCGAGAGCCCAGAAGGGACGUUUUGAGCAGGUGUCGGAGGAGAAGACUCAGCUGGAGGCCCAGAUAGCCGUCGUCAUGGCCCAAGUCUCGGACCUGACCGCCGAGCUGCACAGGGAGAGAGAUGUGGCCAGGGUGUCCAGCCGAGACCUUCCAGAGAGGAUGGAGAAGAUCAGGGUUGAGAACGAAGAGCUGGGUCUGGAGAACGCGGAGCUGAAGGUGUGCAUCACUGGCCUGGAGGAGGCGCUAGCACGCUCGGCCUCGGAGCUCGAUGGUCGGAACGCCGACUGCCAGGGGCAGAAAGAGCUUGCUGAGAGGUGCCGUGUGCAGGUAGACGACCUUCAGAGGGAGCUCGAGACCAUGAAGGCGAAGUUGGAGCAGGUCCACAGAGAAAACGAGGUUGCCAGGGAAGGAAAAGAAGCUGAACAUGAAAAGGUAAAAAUACAGCUGGAGUCACGGGUGAGGGAACUUGCAGCCUACCCCGAUUUGCUGAAAGCAGCCCAACAGUCGCUGCAGGGCUGUGAGGACAAGCUCCAGAGCUCUCAGAGGAAGCAUUCUGACCAGUCAGAAAUCCAUAGGCAGCUGCAGGCUGAGGUCGCCAGGCAGUCUGAGCAGCUCGCGAGCUCCCUGGCGGCGAGGACCACCAUGAGCGAGGCCUCCACGCAGCUGCAGCUUAAAGCGGACCUCCUCCAGAGGCGGGUGGAGGAACUGCAGCAAGAGAACACGGAGCUGGUCUGCCGGCUGGCGAACCAAGAGGAGGCCCUUCGGUACGGCGAGACGGAGCAGGAGCGACGCUCCGCCGAAUGCGCCUCCCUCAGCCGGCAGCUGGAGGCUGCGCUGGCCGACGUCAGGCAGCAGGUUUCUAAUGUCAAAGAGACAGCGACCGUCAAGGAGAGAUCCCUGCAGGGAAGGAUCCUGGAGCUGGAGGUGGAGAGGACCAGGCGAGACGGCGAGCUCCAGCAGCUGAAGAGGAGCAAGCAGGCCGCAGAAACUCAGCAUGAGGUGCGGCUGAGAGACCUGCAGCUGAGUCUGGAGCGCUCAGACAGCCACGCACAGCGGCUGCAGGAUUACGUGGACUUCCUGAAGGCGAGCUACGCUGCCAUGUUCGAGGACAGCCUUGCGGCUAAUGUGGGAGGGGCUUAUCUUUUUAAAUAGCCCGCCCACCGGCACCUGAGGAAGAUCAAUGGAAUUUAACACUAUGAUGAAUUUCCCCAUAAGGUUCAUUAAUUUUAGUAAUAGUAAAAGCAGAUCUAUUUCGCAUAUAUUUCGCUAAACCUACACCAAUAAGAUACUGAAGUCAGGUUACGACCUGUGCUUAGUGCCGUUUUUGUAAUAUAUGUGUCCAAAAGAACUUGGGGCUGGACUCAAGCCCUCAGCCCUGGAGUUUAUGAAAUAUGUGGUUAUUUCUCUCUAAAUGAAUGAUGAUGCAGAAGCCACUCUAACACAUGGCGUCAGAAAGUCUGAGUCAGGUUCUGUUAAUAUCAUGACGCUGAAGGUACAUGUGAAGAGUGGAGGGUAAUAAAACUUCUCGCAGGAGAUCUGUACCUUU
This is a messenger RNA of Brienomyrus brachyistius, 2895 nucleotides long. RefSeq names its product protein BCAP-like. Gene Ontology annotation, cellular component: centrosome; ciliary basal body. Bases 141 to 2501 code for a protein of 786 amino acids. The record is from RefSeq and is a predicted model, not a curated record. The transcript is spliced from 20 exons. Gene Ontology annotation, biological process: negative regulation of cilium assembly. Lineage: Eukaryota; Metazoa; Chordata; Actinopteri; Osteoglossiformes; Mormyridae.